Messenger RNA from Sceloporus undulatus (fence lizard), 4535 nucleotides. It is a transcript of the gene SGSM3, whose product is annotated as small G protein signaling modulator 3. The transcript is spliced from 24 exons. Bases 1207 to 3465 code for a protein of 752 amino acids. Gene Ontology annotation, molecular function: protein binding. Lineage: Eukaryota; Metazoa; Chordata; Lepidosauria; Squamata; Phrynosomatidae. The record is from RefSeq and is a predicted model, not a curated record.
GAUAAUAUUGGCCUUGUAGUUGCAGUUUUCAGAGGGUCUGGCCCAUUCGAGGAUGAGGAGGGCACCACCUCUGUAAUAAUCAAACAGAAUAGGAAUUAUAUAAGAUAUGGUACAGUAUUCCUUGAUACAGAGUGUUCGGCGUCCCAGAUACAAAACAGAAAUGGCUGAGACAUAUAAAGAAAUUAAACCAUUUUCUGCUUUCUAAUGAGCUGCACUACAAAUAGAGAGGUUAGUAUAGCUUCAAAGAAUUCAUGCACACAAACAAAACAAGGGGUUUGCUAGAUUUACUUAGCAAUUAACAAGACAAUUCUAUAUCCAGUGAGGAGAGAGGAGAUUAAUGCUGCAGUGAUCUCUUGAAGAACCAAGACUUUUUAUAGGAAUGAUAAUUUCUAUCCUUGCCAUUCCAUCAUUGGUGUUCCAAUAGAUGUUCCUCCACCAUAGAUUCUGGUUUUCUCAUCCUGUUGAAUUGUUCUGCUAAAUUACCAGAGUUCUUGGGAAGGGUGCCUUUUAAAGAACCUUGACUUUGCAGUAUAGUACCAGUCCCUUGCUAUAAAUUGUUUAAGUUACCCUGUGAAAGUAUUAAUGUAAAAAAUUUGAAUGUGUAUGCCAUUCUGUGUUAGAUUUUAGACUGCAAGACCUUCAAGACAGGAAUCUGUCCUGUAUGUGAAGUGCCAUGCAUUUUGAGGGGUGUAAUCAAUAAUAAUAGAGUGUGUGUGUGUGUGUGUGUGUGUGUAUGAAAUGUGAGCCAGAAUAUAAUAAGAGAGAACAUCUAUAAUUCCUGUCUUGCAGAGAACACUGACAUUUGAAUGUUAUCAGCUGAAAUGAUGAAUCCCCUUUUAAAGAAGCACAUUUUGCAACCAUCAUCUUGUAAUGGGAAUGUGGAAGAAGAGACACUGUAUAUGUAUGUGUGUAUAGACUCAGAAAGGAGCCCUUGGGGACUACACUUCCCGUGAUGCCCCGCGUUCCGCCAUUUUGUCUCCCCCCGGAGGGAGCGUUGCGGCACUGCGCAUGCGCUUGCUUCAGACGCGGUGCUGACGGGAGAAGCGAAGGGUCGGCGCCUGACGAGGGAAGUAAUCCCCACCUGAGAGCCUGAGUCACAAAUCCCAGCAAUGUCUACUGUUACCCCAGAAGGGCAGCAGGCAGUGAAACACUAAAAGCUACUCUAUCAGGCAAGUGACCCACUGGAAACCAUAUUCCUUUGCUGCCAUGUCAGGAAGCUAUACACCGACACCUGGUGGACCCUUUUCUGCUCUCACUCCCAGCAUAUGGCCUCAGGAAAUCCUGGCAAAAUAUACCCAGAAAGAAGAAUCUGUUGAGCAACCUGAGUUCCGAUAUGAUGAAUUUGGUUUUCGAGUAGACAAAGAAGAUGGUGCUGAGCCAAACUCCAGCAAGCUCUUGGGAAUCCCACUGAUAGAAGAGCCACAGCAGAGGCUGAAAUGGCAGGCUCACUUGGAGUUUACACACAACCAUGAUGUGGGGGACCUCACCUGGGACAAGAUAGAAGUCACACUUCCACAUUCAGAUAAGCUGCGAUCACUAGUGUUGGCUGGCAUUCCUCACAGCAUGAGACCACAGCUGUGGAUGCGACUAUCCGGUGCUCUACAGAAGAAGAGAAAUUCAGAAAUGUCUUACCGGGAAAUUGUAAAGAACAGCUCAAAUGAUGAAACCAUUGCUGCCAAACAAAUCGAGAAAGACCUGCUCCGCACCAUGCCCAGCAAUGCCUGCUUCUCCAACAUGAACAGCAUUGGUGUGCCACGACUACGUAGAAUAUUACGUGGAUUGGCUUGGCUGUAUCCAGAAAUUGGCUACUGCCAAGGAACUGGCAUGGUAGUGGCUUCCUUGCUUCUCUUCCUGGAAGAAGAAGAUGCCUUCUGGAUGAUGUGUGCUAUCAUUGAGGACCUGGUGCCCGCCUCUUACUUCAGCACCACUCUCAUGGGUGUACAGACAGACCAGCGUGUAUUGAGACAUCUCAUUGUGCAGUACCUGCCACGACUGGAUAAGCUUCUUCAGGAGCAUGACAUUGAGCUGUCCCUGAUCACCCUGCAUUGGUUCCUCACAUCCUUUGCUAGUGUUGUGCAUAUCAAGCUGUUGCUACGCAUCUGGGACCUUUUUUUCUACCAGGGUUCCAUAGUUCUCUUCCAGGUCACUUUGGGCAUGCUCAGGAUGAAGGAAGAUGAACUGAUCCAGUCAGAGAACUCUGCAUCCAUCUUCAACACACUCUCAGACAUCCCCUCUCAAAUUGAAGAUCCAGAUGUGCUCUUGCAGGAAGCCAUGCGGAUUGCUGGGUCACUGACAGAUGUGGCAGUGGAGACACAGCGUUGCAAGCAUCUUGCUUACCUCAUUGCCGACCAAGGGCAGCUAUUAAGUCCCGGUGCUGCUGUCAACUUAUCAAAGAUUGUGCGACGCAGGACACAGCGCAGGAAGUCUGGCAUUACCUCACUGCUUUUUGGAGAAGAUGAUAUGGAGGCGCUGAAGGCCAAGAAUAUUAAGCAAACUGAGCUGGUUGCAGACUUGCGUGAGGCCAUCCUGCAAGUAGCACAGCAUUUUCAGUGUGUGGAUCCCAAGAGUUGCAGCAUAGACUUGACUCCAGACUACACAAUGGAGAGCCACCAGAGAGACCAUGAAAGCUAUGUAGCAUGUUCCCGGAAUCAGCGGCGACGUGCCAAGGCACUGCUGGAUUUUGAGCGUCAUGAUGAUGAUGAACUAGGCUUCCGUAAGAAUGAUAUCAUCACGAUUGUCUCCCAGAAGGAUGAGCAUUGUUGGGUGGGUGAGCUAAAUGGCCUCAGAGGUUGGUUUCCUGCAAAAUUUGUAGAGGUCCUGGAUGAACGGAGCAAAGAGUAUUCCAUUGCAGGAGAUGACUCUGUCACUGAAGGAAUCACAGACUUGGUCCGAGGAACACUCUGUCCAGCCCUUAAAGCCAUAUUUGAACAUGGGCUGAAGAGGCCAUCUUUGUUGGGUGGGGCCUGUCACCCCUGGCUCUUCAUCGAAGAGGCUGCUGGGCGUGAAGUGGAGCGAGACUUUGACUCUGUGUAUUCUCGUCUUGUGCUCUGCAAGACUUACAGGUUAGAUGAAGAUGGGAAAGUGCUGACUCCAGAAGAACUGCUUUAUCGGGCAGUACAGUCUGUGAACAUGUCACAUGAUGCAGCACAUGCUCAGAUGGAUGUGAAGCUUCGUUCUCUCAUCUCUGUUGGACUGAAUGAACAAGUACUACAUUUGUGGCUUGAGGUGUUGUGCUCUAGCCUGCAAACAGUGGAGAAAUGGUUCCAUCCCUGGUCAUUUCUGCGCAGUCCAGGUUGGGUACAGAUCAAGUGUGAGCUCAGGGUCCUCAGUAAAUUUGCAUUCAGCCUCUCACAGGAUUGGGAACUCCCUGUAAAAAGAGAGGAGAAGGAGAAGAAACCAUUGAAGGAAGGAGUUCAGGACAUGCUUGUAAAGCACCAUCUUUUCAGCUGGGACAUAGAUGGAUGAGGUCUUGCUCCACCACUUUUUUGGACUUCUUGUAUGACACAAUUAUUCUUGGACUAUAUUCCUUUUCUCCUCCACCAGCCUGUUACCCCUUCAUGCAUUGUACACUGUAAACAGCCAUGUGCUCUUUCCGUAUUUUCUAGUUCUGAGAUUGCUGUCUUUUGGUAGCAGCUUCCUCUAGCAAAUGGGUAGCAGCACAUUGAAGAAUGCAGGGGUUGUACUUUACUGUUCAGAGUCUGGCUGUCUAACUUCCCUACUCCAUGGUGUAUCACAAACUGUGCAGUGCAUGUAUGCACCUACUCUAUCCACUUGGGCCAAGUGUCUGAGGUCAACUAGGGGUGAGGCCUGAGUGAAAGGUAAGGAAGACAAUGACAUUGGCUACAAAGUUGUUAUAACCAAGCAAGGGAAGUGUAAUGUGAAGCUGGAUAGCUAGUAAUGCUACUGCAUUCCUUUCUGUCCAGGAUGGGAAGCUGAUGGUUGGCAGUCUCCUCUAAGACUUAUUUCACCUGUGGUGGCAAAUUUUUAUUUUCCUAUAGAGAGAUAGUGUGUGAAGCAGUAAUCAAUGUAAGAAAGAGACAAUGUGGCUACUAUGAAACCCAGGUUCUACAGGUGCGUGAGUGGCUUUGGUACUGCCACAAAGUGCCUAAAACGAUUGGCUGGUCAGUGAGACUGCCUUGGGGGUUGUAAAGGAUGGUGGCAGCUGCUACUACCACUAGCCUUUCACUCCAUCCAGUUGUGAUCCAGAAGUAAACAUUUUAGCCUGGAGCAUUUUUUAAAAAAUAGUAACCAAAAGAUGUAAGUUAUAUCCAGAAAUGUCUGUAUAUUUUGACAUAUCGUAAAAGCAAAAGGUAGAUUCAGGACUGAGCUGGCUCAGGGACAGAACUAUAGCCUCUGCUGUAAGUGUGAAACUAGCAGGGUCUGUAAGACAGGAGCACAUAACUUGCUACGUGGUGGCAGCUCAUUUGAGUGCAAGAGAUAAUGAAAGCACUGGUUGGGGAGCACAAUCUAACCAUGAAGUGAAACAAGGCUGUGUCAUUUUGGUUCAUAAAUAAAUUGCGCAUCUUGUGACAGUA